This is a messenger RNA of Arachis duranensis, 592 nucleotides long. RefSeq names its product probable steroid-binding protein 3. Lineage: Eukaryota; Viridiplantae; Streptophyta; Magnoliopsida; Fabales; Fabaceae. The transcript has a single exon. Gene Ontology annotation, cellular component: endomembrane system; membrane. The record is from RefSeq and is a predicted model, not a curated record. The coding region runs from base 143 to 445 and encodes 100 amino acids.
AAAAAAGAUAAGGAGAAAGGAGUUGAAAGUGGAGAGAAAACACAGGAACUAUUUUGUUUCACUAAUAUUCCGUAAUCCACUUGCAAGUUGGUGGUGCUGAUCGUUUCACCUUCUCUCACAAUCAACGCUGCACAAGAAAUCAAUGGAGCUCACACCGCAGCAGCUAAGCCAAUACAACGGUACAGACCCAUCCAAGCCCAUAUACGUCGCCAUAAAGGGCCGAGUCUUCGACGUCACCGCCGGAAAGUCCUUCUACGGCCCCGGCGGCCCCUAUGCCAUGUUCGCCGGCAAAGAUGCCAGCAGGGCACUCGCCAAGAUGAGCAAGAACGACGAAGACGUCUCCCCUUCCCUCGACGGCCUCUCCGAGAAGGAGAUCGGCGUCCUCACCGAUUGGGAGAACAAGUUUCAGGCUAAGUAUCCCGUCGUGGGCCGUGUUCUUAACUAAUUUCAUCGCUGUUUUGUUGUCGUUGUUGUCGUGUUUGAAACCCUAAUUAUGCCGUUUAUAAUGUUUGUGUUGUUGAGUGCGCUUUGACAUGAAAAAUUUCCGCUAUAAUAAUAACAAUAAAAGCCCUUUCUCUGUGUGUAUUGCAUA